Messenger RNA from Monodelphis domestica (gray short-tailed opossum), 4405 nucleotides. The record is from RefSeq and is a predicted model, not a curated record. Lineage: Eukaryota; Metazoa; Chordata; Mammalia; Didelphimorphia; Didelphidae.
AAGAAUUUACCAGGCUUUCAAGGAUUUUGGAAAGUAGUUAUUGAUGCUUCUGCUUGAAUUUCAUGAUGAUUUUUUUCAUCGUUUUCCUUGUUUAUUCAGUUAAAAUAGUAGCCAAAAAUUUAGUUUCUAUUUACCUCACCGGAAACCUUUAGAGUAAAUUAAAGCUGACAGAAUAGUUGAAGUGCUUCUGUAAUAAUAAACCAGGCUUUGUGUAAAGAAAAUGGGGAGUAGAGGCCUGGGGGGGAAGAGAAGAGAAAUAGCCAGGUUUGAAUUGACAAAAUUCACAGGAAUGAUCCAGCCGUGCCUGGGAUGAAUGGACAAGUAAGUUCCCAGGGGCCAGUGACCCAGAUGCAAAGUAACUUUCUUUAUCCCUUUUCUUGGGAAAUCAUCAGAAUUUACAAAUGGAAGGAUGCUGGUAACCUAGCACUGUUGAACUCCCCUGCUGUUCUCAGAUGGAAUUUCAGAAACUGCCCUCAGGGGCUCUCAGGAAAAGUGUCUCAGUAAGAGCAAGCCCAGGAGCAAGCAAUACUGCCAUUGUGAAUGCUUUUCUUCUUCUGAGUCAUUGGUUCUAAAUUUUAAAAAGUCAACUCAACUCGAUCAUCUUCUCUUGCUCAUGGAGGGCAUCCAGAAGCUUUGGGUAAAUUGCAGUUUUGCACUUCGUGAGUCAGCACUUCCCAGAGUAAAGUUUGCACUGUUACAGUAUUGCUUGCCAAAGACAUCCCCUGGAGGCCCCAUUCACUUUUCCUGAAAGCUGCUGCAAUUGGUUCCUGAGAUGAUCUCAUCUGGAAAUGGCUUUGGUGUCCCCAGCUGCAGGAAUUGGAGGGAGCUCGCUUUCUGCUUGGGCAAUGUUAUGAAACAGGCAAAACCAGGUCUUACCAUGUGGGCAACUUGCUGCAACUGGUUCUGCCAGGAUGGACAUUCUGAGGAGAUUCAGCUGCCCCAGGGAGCCAGAACACAAGCAUAUUCCAAUCCUGGAUAUAGCUCCUUCCCUUCCCCUACUGGCUCUGAACCUAGCUGCAAGUCCUGUGGGGCCCACUUUGGCAGCACAACCAGAAAGCACACGUGCUUAGACUGUAAGAAGAAUUUCUGCAUUUCCUGCUCGAGCCAAGUAGGGAGCGGGGCCUGUCUCUGCCACCUCUGCCAGCGUUUCCGAGCCACAGCCUUUCAUCGAGAAGAACUGAUGAAAAUGAAGGUGAAGGACCUGAGGGACUACCUCACCCUCCAUGACAUCUCCUCUGAGAUGUGCAGGGAGAAGGAGGAACUGGUGUUCUUGGUGCUUGGUCAGCAGCCGGUGAUCACCCAGGAGGACAGGACUUUUAAUACCCCUUUCCCUUCAGGCCUCCCUGAGAAUCAGGCCUUUCUGGCCCAACCUCACACCAGCACAGCACCUCCUACCUCUCCCAACCUUCCUUCAUCACCGGCACAGCCCACCUCUACUCCCUCAGCCCAGGCUCAGGAAAACCAGCAGGCUAAUGGCCAUGUGCCACAGGACCAAGAAGAAGUGAUAUGCUUGGAAAAUGUAGCAGGCGCUCCCACGGAAGAUGAAACACAGUCUAUUGACUCCGAGGACAACUUGGUACCAGGGCGGAGGGCUUCACUGUCUGAUCUGGUGAAUGUGGAAGACAUUGAGGCCCUCACUGUGCGACAGCUGAAAGAGAUCCUGGCUCGAAACUUUGUGAAUUACAAAGGCUGCUGUGAGAAGUGGGAGCUAAUGGAGAGGGUGACCCGGCUAUACAGGGAACAGAAGGACCUCCAGAAUUUAGUGUCUGGCACUGGAGAUCAAAAUGGGGAGCCAGCGCCAUCUAGUGCAGAGGAAAACCUCUGUAAGAUCUGCAUGGACUCACCUAUUGACUGUGUCCUGUUGGAGUGUGGUCACAUGGUCACCUGUACGAAGUGUGGAAAACGGAUGAACGAGUGCCCCAUCUGCCGCCAGUAUGUGAUCCGAGCUGUGCAUGUCUUUAGAUCCUGAUGGCUGGAACCAGACCCUUCAGUGCCUGAUGGGGCAUAGCCAGCCCCAGCCUCCACAUCUGCUCACUUGUGGCUUGACUUGAGAGAAUUGCAAAGUAUCACCCCAAGGCGAUGGCCAGUAAGGACAGGAAGAAACCCAGAGAACUUGCUGGUUGUCUGGUUAAUCCUGCUCUUUUCACCACAAAAUUUUCCAUCUCAGUGUUGGAAUCUGCUAGGGCUUCCUUAGCCAAUGGGGAUUUAUUAGCCCUGCUUGGGGCAGAAAUCAAAUUGGGCUCAGUCCCUGUUUCAUACGAUCACUAGGUGACAAUAAAUUUGUGAUGAACACAAACUUCCCACCAUUCAGACCAUGUGGGAGUGCUUUUUCCUCCCUUCAAUACAAACCAUAGUUUUUAAGAAUCAAAAUUAUCCUUCAGAUUUAUUAUAAUUAACUUCUCUGUGGAGACAGCUCAGUGCUGAUUUUUUAAUCAUUCAGAAAUCUUAUUUUUUUCCUUAUACACAUGGUUUUUUCUGUCUGGCUUCUUGUGUUUAAUUCAGUCACUGCUAAUUGUCUCUCUUUUCAUGUCUUUCUUUGGCUUCUUCAGCUUAAGAGGCAUUAAUUGUCCUCAAGAAUGGUUAACUGGCUAUGAACUCUCACUAAAACCAAAAAGACUUUGUGCUAUUAAACAAAAACCAUGAUGGCUUUUUGUCGUGGGGAGGCAGGGGAAGCUGCUCCCCAGACCAUUCGGAUCCAACCGUGCCCGUGGAUUUUGGCUGGCUCCUUGUUGAGCCCCUUGUAUGGUGCCUUAAUUAGACUGACAAGAAAAAAGAAUUUUUAUGCCAGUGAAUGUUUUACUCAUUGAAAAUGAAUCUUUGAAGGUUUUCUGAGCGUGUGAUGGGAAGGUAUUUGUUUCUGUAAAGGCUGCCUGAUUAAGCAGCAGGAUCUCUCCCAAGAUGAACAACUUCUUGUUAACUCUCUACCUACAUUGCACAUCAGAGAGACAUUCUAAAUGCCAGAGAGCUGUGAGAACUUCCAUGGGCUUGGGAUUACCUUGGCUAUCACUUCUGGGGUCAGUGGAAGAAAAAUGUGGGUAAUUUACCUCUGUCCAUUCAGUGCAUUCACUGACUUGAUCCAGCUGCCUCAACAGCAUCUCCCAUGACCAAAAGGAGUGCCUCCUGCCAGGUCCUUAGCCUGCUUAGUUCUCUCGUCCUCCAGCAUCGAGAUGAGCCCCGGAGACUCAGGUGAAGGCUCCUUCCUUUCCCAGCCAUGCUCUCCAUGAAUGUACUCAAUGGGACAGAUCCCACAGGAUCCUGGAUAUGUGGCUUCUCUCUGCUGUUGGACAGGUAGCAGAAAGUCUCAAUGCCCAGGCGUCUUGGGGGAGCUCCUGGAUCCCUUUCCUUUUCUCCUCCCAUUGUUUCCAUUCAGUAUUAGAAGGAAGUCUGAGCUGCUCUUCCUGUCCCAACAGCUGAGAGGAACAGCAGUGCAGUAAGCAGGCUUGGUGUUGGCAGAGGGAGCCCAGGGACAGCAGCUGGGGCCCCCGUCUUGAGCCAUUGUAGGCACACUCCAUUCUCAGGUUCCUGAGUUACUUUAAGAAGCCUCUGGCAUCCCAGCCAAGCACAAAACAGACAGCUUCCAGAGUGGCUGGAUGUGCUAUUUACCAGCUACCCCAUGACUUAGUGACUAUGCAAACUAUCCACCUAGAGCCUUAGCAGGUUGACUGCAGCCUUGUUCCCUUUAAUCAUAAAGGGGGAAAACCACUGCUUUGGAAGACAGAGGUGAAACCGCUCUCUCCUAAGGAGAACAGCAAUAUUGGUACGGACUUUUGAGUGAUUUCUUUUACCCCAACCCCCAACAAAGGGACAGUUUCAGGAAGGAACUGUCAGCUACUGACUCAUCAAUAUGCCAUUCAAGAAUCUUCACCCUUUUCACACCUGAAAAUUCUGAUGAAAUUCAGUGUCUCUCACUGCUGCUGCUGCUGUUGGUGGAUGACAUCAGUUUACAAACUAUAUAGCUUUGUUUUUUGUUUUUUUUUUUUGGCAGAAAUGUAAAUUGGGAGUCUUAAGGCCCCAUCUGACCAUGUAUGUCAUCCUAGUGAGCAAUUUGAUUUUAUUCUUGAAUUACCUCCUGCCUCACUCCCCACAUCGUUGGGUAUUUAAUUUUCGCAGCAAUGGCUAAUUAUCCUUACAAUAUUUUCUUUCCUUUUGAUAUGGUUGCAAUGAGAUUUCUGGUUAAUGAGACUUCUAGAAAACUGUCUGGUUCACAGUCUAGUGGUAUAGAUGGAUCUAAACUAAUAAAGAGCUGUAAAGAAAUAGAAAUUUAAGUCUUUUGAAAGUUUCUGAGCUACUUGAAGUGGCUGAUACUGAGAUUCUGACUUCUAGUGGGUGUUCAAGCCCCAAAUGUGUAUUUUUUGUUACAGAGUUGUGCUUUAUAAUUUUGUAAUAAAGUUGAAAUAUGAUUGAA